Molecule: messenger RNA, 1855 nt
Organism: Gasterosteus aculeatus aculeatus (three-spined stickleback)
Lineage: Eukaryota; Metazoa; Chordata; Actinopteri; Perciformes; Gasterosteidae
Product: olfactory receptor 6N2-like
Biological process (GO): detection of chemical stimulus involved in sensory perception of smell; G protein-coupled receptor signaling pathway
Cellular component (GO): membrane
Molecular function (GO): olfactory receptor activity; odorant binding; G protein-coupled receptor activity
Source: RefSeq, a predicted model, not a curated record
AGGAGUUCUAGCUGCAUUGUAACCGGCCCAGGAUCCAGCUGCAGAAUUUCCUUUGUUCAUCAAACAAUCUCUGUUACUGUCUAUGGAAAACAAUACUUUUCCCCAGUAUUUUAACCUUACCAUGUUUGUGAAACUAGGAAACUAUCGCUACCUCGCAUUUGUCCUGUGUCUACUGUUGUAUGCUUUUAUUAUCUUUUCUAAUCUUGUAAUAAUAGUGCUGAUAUCACGAGAGAUAACGUUACAUGAGCCCAUGUAUAUUUUUAUUAUGUGUCUUUCUAUCAACUCUCUGUAUGGCUCUGCUGGCUUCUUCUUCAGAUUUCUGAGAGACCUACUGUCUGAUACUCAUUUGAUUUCACGCACAGCUUGUUUUGCUCAGAUCUAUGUCAUUUACACCUACGCAUCCUAUGAGCUGACUCUGUUAGGCAUAAUGGCUUAUGAUCGUUACGUUGCUAUAUGUCAACCUUUAAACUACCACAACAAAAUGACAUCAAAGGCGGUCUCAAAGUUGGUUGCCUUUGCAUGGAUUUAUCCAUGCUUUUCUGUUGCAACCUGUGUGUAUCUUUCCUGCCGUCUUCCAUUGUGUGGCAAUAAGGUACCAAAGGUAUUCUGUGCCAACUGGCCUGUUGUAAAAUUGUCAUGUGUCAGUACUGUGAUUAAUAACCUUGUCGGCAUGGUUGCACUGAUAACCACCGUCUUCCUGCCCCUGGCCUUUGUCAUGUUUACAUAUAUAAGAAUAAUUCUUAUUUGUAGGAAACGCUCUUCAGAGUUUAAGAGCAAAGUCGUACAAAACUGUCUGCCACACAUUGUUACAUUCGUCAUCUACUCCAGUACUGUGUUUUGUGAUGUUGCUCUCAGCAGAAUUGAUCUUGAAGCGCUGAAUCCAUUUCUAGCAAUAAUUUUAGCGCUUGAGUUUGUUGUGAUUCCUCCCAUGGUGAAUCCUCUUGUUUAUGGCCUGAAGCUAGCAGAAAUAAGAAAAUGUGUUUUAAAGGUGUUUUUACGCUCAGAACCUGUGAAAACAAACUAAAAUGUGUAUUUUCUAUAAGUAAGAAUUCUGAUAUAGACAGCAGGUCUAUCAUCAUCAUUAAUAAUCUGUUUCAUAGUAAAUUACUUUACAUCAAUGUGUAGAGAAAUAUGGGGCUUAUUGUAUGAUAGAAUAUUGUCACCGCGAAUAAAUGGCAUUGUGAACUUUGAAAAAUUGCAAUUUUGCAGAACAGAUAUCUUGUAUAAAGGAGAUGGAUGGGUGUAUUAAUAGAUGGAUGGAUGCAUGGAUAGAGAGAUAGAUAGAUAGAUGCCUAACGUAGUAUUUAAUAUGUAUUAUACAGUGAUUGUGGACUCUAAAGUUGGAUAAUGGAACUCUUACAUCGUCAAACAAUGAAAUAAAUAAAAAACAGUGUCAAGCAUAUAAAAGUAUAUGCAAGGAGCUGACCACAAAAUCCUAACCCCAUGUUAAGAAAACUGAUUGUUUUCCAGACCAGAAAGUCGCUGUGAAUUUUCCAAUUGCAUUUAAUGCGGUCCCACCUGGCCCAUACAGAAACACUGCUUAAACACUGCUUUGUGAUUAUCCACUUCUAUCCACUUUUCCAUAGCGGUUAUAAGAUAGAAUAGUAAAACUAUACGAACUAGAGUGUUCGGAACUUUUAAUCUGAGACUGGUGUUUGUUUACCGGUUAUGUUGGGUUUUUUGUGGGCAGAGUUUAAAUUCAUAACUUUAUGUUUAAAUUAAACCAUUACGUCUUGUCUGUAUCCAUAAUGUGCAGUCUUGUUGUACUGUAUCAUUAUGCAUUAAAACAGGGUUUUAAUUAAAAGGACUUGUGGGGAGACCGUCAUUGAAAUCGGCAGCCGGACAUCAACCUCAA